Messenger RNA from Mustela lutreola (European mink), 3020 nucleotides. RefSeq names its product zinc finger protein 154-like. NCBI's taxonomy places the organism in Eukaryota, Metazoa, Chordata, Mammalia, Carnivora, Mustelidae. The coding region runs from base 605 to 2269 and encodes 554 amino acids. Gene Ontology annotation, cellular component: nucleus. Gene Ontology annotation, biological process: central nervous system development; regulation of transcription by RNA polymerase II. The record is from RefSeq and is a predicted model, not a curated record. Gene Ontology annotation, molecular function: RNA polymerase II cis-regulatory region sequence-specific DNA binding; DNA-binding transcription factor activity, RNA polymerase II-specific. The transcript has 4 exons.
CGCAUGGUGGCCAUCAUAGCUGCUGUCGGUUUUGCGCGCGGGGUGAGAAGGGCAGGCUUUCUGCGUCCAUACUGACUUAACGCGACCGAGAAGCGGCGAGAGGAGACUCUGUCCGCGCUGCACGUUCGCGGAUCCACAGCUUGGCAACGCGGCUUGGGCUGCCCCUCGCUGGGGCGGAGACCGGGACCACCGGCCCGGUGCUCUCCGCUCACGGAGUCCGAUGGCGGCGGCCGCGCCCAGGGACCCGGCUCCGAGUGCCACCCCAUGUGGGCCUGUGUGGGGUGUGGUGUCCCUCUUCCAGGCUGUGAAUAUCUGUGAUCACUAAAAUGUUGUCCGUCUCCUCUGUCCAUGGUCAGGUGUCAUGUGUUGACCAUCCCCAUAACUCUAAGGUAGGACUCCUGCCCUUAGCAGUGGGGUGAAGAGGAGGUGAUAAAAAUAACAAUGACGUGCAGGGGAGCCCAGGGAGAUUGCUGUGGUGCGGGACAGUGAGAUGUGGUGACAGUAGGCAUGUGGCUGUGGAAUUCAGGCUCGAGAACAAUGUGUACUUGGGGAGGGAAUAUGCCUUAUUGAUGCCAGGGCCCUGGUUUUCAGCAGAAUAACCCAGAUGGCCAGGAGGAUCCGUCUGUGCCAGGUCCACAACUUAGAUAUUCAGUCAUCUAACUGCAUCUUGUUUCAGCAGGACUCUCUGAUCAGUGGGCCCACGAGGAGACAGUGGCAUCACGGCAUCCAGGCACUGGGGGUGACCUUUGAAGACGUGGCUGUGUACUUCUCCUGGGAGGAAUGGGGUCUCCUUGAUGAGGCUCAGAGAUGUCUGUACCAGGAUGUGAUGCUGGAGAACUUGGCACUUAUAACCUCCUUGGGCUGCAGGCAGGGAGCAGAGGAUGACGAGGCACCUGAGCAGAGCAUUUCUGUACAAAGAGCGUCACAGGUCAGGACUUUGCAGGCAGUUGUGUCUCCCCAGAAAGCCCAUCCUCGUGAGGUGUGUGGCCAGGACUUGAGAGACCUUUUGCUGUCCAGUGAGCACCUGGCAACACUUUGUGGACAGAAUCUCUACAGUAUUGGGGCACACAAGGGACAGUUGUAUUUCGAUGCAGACCUUCCGCACCAGGAGCAGCACACUGGAGAGAAAUGCUUCAGAAGCAACAUGGGCAGAGCUUCUUUUGUGAAGGACUACAAAUUCUCUGUGUUAGGGAAACCCUUUUCCUGUGGGGAGGUGACAUCUUGGCCUGUGAGGGACAUCUUGGCCACCUCGAGAUUCCUCCAGCAUCAAGCCCCACCCAGCAGGGAGACGUCAUACAGGAGGACUGAGUAUGGGGCGUCCUCCCAUGGAAGGAAACUGCAACGCAGCUGGGCAGAAGGCACAAAGGACUUCAGUUGCAAACACACACUUGCUUAUCACCAGAGAGACCUCACUAGAGAAAGAUGCUUCAUGUGCAGUGAAUGUGGGAAAUCUUUUAGCAAGAGCUACAGCCUCAGGGACCACUGGAGAGUGCACACUGGGGAAAAGCCUUACAAGUGUGGGGAAUGUGGGAGGUCGUUUCGGCAGAGCUCUAGCCUCAUUCGGCACCGGAGAGUUCACACUGGAGCAAGGCCUCACGAGUGUGACGAAUGUGGCAAAUUAUUUGGCAACAAGUCUAACCUCAUUAAACAUCGGAGAAUUCACACUGGAGAACGGCCGUAUGAAUGUAGUGAAUGUGGGAAAUCCUUCAGCGAAAGCUCUGCGCUCCUUCAACACCGCAGUGUUCACACGGGAGAAAGGCCUUAUGAGUGCAGCGAGUGUGGAAAAUUCUUUUCCUACCACUCCAGUCUCAUAAAACACCAGAGAGUUCACUCAGGAUCAAGGCCCUAUGAGUGCAGUGAAUGUGGAAAAUCCUUUACUCAAAACUCCAGCCUCAUCGAACACCGUAGAGUUCAUAGUGGAGAAAGGCCUUAUAAGUGCAGCGAAUGUGAGAAAUCUUUUAGCCAAAGCUCUGCACUGCUUCAACAUCGGAGAGUUCACACUGGAGAGAGGCCUUAUGAAUGCAGUGAAUGUGGGAAAUUCUUUACUUACAGUUCUAGUCUCCUCAGACACCAGAGAGUACACACUGGAUCAAGGCCUUAUGAGUGCACUGAGUGUGGGAUAUCCUUCACUCAAAACUCCAGUCUCAUUAAGCAUAGGAGGAUUCACACUGGAGAAAGACCUUACGAGUGCAGGGAGUGUGGGAAAUCCUUUAGCCAUAGUUCUAGCCUCAUUAAGCACAGAAAAGUACACACUGGAGAAAGGCUUUAGGAGGACAGUGACUUUGAAACAUUCACUGGGUCUUUCAUUUCAGUGACCAUUCAAAUAUUCAUACUGAAACGGCUCUGUGAGUAUCUGAAUGUGGGAUAUUCUUUACCUAGGAGUCCAAACUCCUGAAACACUACUGGGUUCCCCUUGACGAAGGCCCGUGAGUGUGGAGAAUGUGGAAAAUGGCUAACCAAAGGCUAACCUCAUCACACCCCAGAGAACUCGUGAAAGCCCUUACAAAAGCCUUGAAAAUGAGAAAACCUUCUACUGAAGGACUUGACGUCAUAGGAGUUCACAAAUUUCAAAUGGGACAACUACCUUAACUGCGCAGGUAUUUAUUUGAUGAGAGUAACAGCACUGGAGGAAAUCCCUCAUGAAGGUGCCAUUUGCCUGCAUUGACAUUCAUACAUUCAAACAUCGACAUAAAUCCCAGGUAUGUAGCAGCUGCACUGCAGUCUUUGAACCUGCCCAGGGCCGUAUCCCGGUGUCAGGACAGUUGCUGGAGGACUGAUGAGCAGCCUGAGCACUUACUCCUUCCCCAUUUUUCUUCUCUGAGAGGGCAUGGAUCUCGCCCGGUUUUGUCCUAGAGGACUGUUGGUGAUUUGAAAAGGAGGAUGGCAUAUCAGGGAUGUAUCAUCCUUGUGAAACUCUGAAGGCAUUUCCCCAGCCUCCAAAUCACCAACCCAGAAACAGUCUGCCUCCCAUUGCUCUUGCUGUACGACAAUAAAGGUCAUAUUUUUUAAGCCACCAUUAA